This is a messenger RNA of Phytophthora sojae, 1634 nucleotides long. RefSeq lists its product as hypothetical. The annotation marks the transcript as partial. The transcript has a single exon. The record is from RefSeq and is a predicted model, not a curated record. NCBI's taxonomy places the organism in Eukaryota, Oomycota, Peronosporomycetes, Peronosporales, Peronosporaceae.
AUGGUACGAGCCAUUUCGCUUCUCGUGACGCGCACGAAUAUGACCCUCGCUGAAACGAUUCGUCUCUGGCGAGGCCAGUCCGCGUCAUCGCCCACACCAAAUAAAGCGCUGGUCCACGAUCACUUCCCGUGGCUACUUCACGAGUACGAGCACGUCAACCUGCUCAUACGUACAGCCACACAGGGUGUGAAGCACGUCUUUCAAGUUGAUGGCACUCAACAAACCUGCCCCGUACCAAACCACAAGUCUGCGGCAGUCAUGCGCAACGCGCUAAUCAGAAGCAUCCGAGAUGGACAGAGAAGCGGUGCGUGCCUCGUUGUAUCGCGAGACGCGGCAUCGCGGUGGCGCCUGCAUUACAGUCCAUUUGGUUGUGUCGAGAAGACCGACGCCGAUCUAACAGUCGAAGCGAGAGUAAUUCACGAUUUAUCGUUUCCGCUGGGCCACUCGACAAAUGCUUGGUCCGACCAACACAGCAUACCCACGCUCGUGUACGAACUUGUCGACAUCAUCGCGCACAGAAUCAUCGCACUACGGAAAGCCAACCCAACGCUGAUAAUCAAGAUUAUGAAAGGCGAUGUGAAAUCUGCGUAUAAAAACCUACACGUUCACGAAGAUGUCAGCGCCUUCUUCGCCGGCUCGUUACCUGACGAAGAUGUCACGAUCAUCGAUCUCGCACUACCUUUCGGCUGGACAGGCUCCGCAGCCCACUAUGGUGUGUUUGGAACAGCCAUAUCUCACAUUGUGCGUCGCGAGAGCCCGAACACACUCGAUCCGACCAAUCCUGACACUACCCCGUUCUUUUGUUUCGACUGGGUAGACGAUCACGUGUUGGUGGAGUACGAGACCCAUGAUCGCCUCCAAGCCUGUGACAGCGCGCUUCGGCUAGCCAUGACGGCGGUGCUAGGCCCAAGAGCUAUCAACAACAAGAAGUUCACCGAGUGGUCGACGAACGUAGUGACCCUAGGUCCGGAAUGGGACUCCGUCGCUAUGACGGUAUCAAUGCCCGUAUCCAAACUUCAAAAAGCUCUGGGGAGAGUCGAAGCUGUUCUAGUCUCAUCUCAGACGACGCGGACUGCGCUAGCGAAGCUACUGGGAAGUCUACGGCAUGUCUGCUCCUGCAUCCGCCCGGCUAAACCGUUCUUCCAACAGUUAGUGGCACUAUGGAAACGCUCACCAAGGGUACGACCGAUUAGCCUCACUCUAGAAGCACGUCUCGUUCUCGCCUGGUUCGCCCAUAUUCUUCGAUUUGGACGUCUACGCGGGGUACCUCUCGAGUAUUUUUGUGGAUUACCUGCUCCGGCGGUACACUUGUACAUGGAUGCUAGCGAUAGCGGACUGUGCGUUCUGAAUCCCGUACGACACGAAUUCAUCCGCCUACAAUUUGACACCGUCGAGCAAGCCCUCAUCAAGCAACGUCGGCUGAGUAUAAACGUACGUGAACAAUUCAGCGCACUAGUAGCAGUACUGUGCUGGGGCAAGCACUGGCGAUCCUCGAGCCGCACCACAUUGACACACGUACGAUUCUGGAUAGACAACGCCGCCGCAGUGACGUGGUACAACAAGCUAACCAGCACGAAUCCGUUAUCACAAGAGAUGAACCGAAUUUUUGGAGCAGUCGAAGCCGAAUGGAGCAU